AGCUUCUGUUAUGCGUUUGCUUCUUGGUUAGAAUAGAGCCCUGGUGGCCGCCGUACUGGGUGGGGCUAAUGUAGGCCAGGGCCGCGCGGGCGGGGCUGUGGCGAUGGGGAAUCUGUUCGGGCGCAAGCGGCGGAGCCGGGUUACCGAACAAGACAAGGCCGUGUUGCAAUUGAAACAGCAGCGGGACAAAUUAAAACAAUAUCAGAAAAGGAUAUCUCUGCAGCUGGAGCGAGAAAGAGCGGUUGCUUUGCAGCUACUGAAAGAUGGCAAGAAAGAAAAAGCCAAAUUGCUGCUGAAGAAAAAGCGCUAUCAAGAACAGCUGCUGGACAAAACAGACAACCAAAUUAGUAACUUGGAACGCAUGGUCCAAGAUAUUGAAUUCAUCCAAAUUGAGAUGAAAGUGAUCGAGGGCCUCAAAAUUGGCAACGAGUGCUUAAAUAAGAUGCACCAGGUUAUGUCAAUAGAAGAAGUGGAAAGGAUCAUGGAUGAAACCCAAGAAUCUAUAGAGUACCAGAGGCAAAUAGAUGAGAUGCUGGCUGGCAGCUUCACUGAAGAGGAUGAAGAUGCCAUUUUAGCUGAAUUAGAUGCCAUCACUCAGGAGCAGAUUGAUCUUCCAGAAGUUCCCUCAGAGCCCCUCCCAGAAAAGAUUCCAGAAACAUCGCCCAUCAGAGUCAAGCCAAAGCCGGAAUUGGUGGCAGCAUCUUAACUCCACUUCCUGGGAGAUCCCUGCAGGGAAUCCUGGAAUCCCAGCCUGCCUGGGGUAUAAGAGAUGCUUCCGUGGUAUCCUGCUGGGCAGUAGAAAGCCAUGCUGGAGUAGAUUUCCUGCACAGAGUGGAAGCUGCAGCUGGUUAUUGUUCCUAUAUCAAGAUGAUUUUUUUAGUGCGAUCUCUCCUUUUUUGUAACUUAGACACUGGACUGAACAGUGAUUCUCAAGUCCUUGAAGCCAAAUGCUUUCUGCAGAGCAGAUUUCGGCUGCAGACCUGCCUCGGAUGCCAGCGCAACCUCUUGCUAACUGCCUAUGCCCUCCUGAUGCCCUUUUGAGCUGGUGGGUGCUGUGAACGGUUACAAGUUUUUCUGCUACACUACAGAAACUGCUGGGGAUGCUCUUGGUUUUUCUUUUGACUCUUUUUCAGUUCCCUGGAUUUUUGAGUGGAUUCUCUUAGCAGGAAUGGAUUCCCCAAACAUCUGUACCUGUUAGACCUGCUUGCUUGACAUUGAGAUGGGAGUAUCAUUUCUGUGGGUAGUAAUUUCUUCUAGUGGAGAUACAAGAAGAGCCUCCCAUGUUGAAAGUGUGCUUGGGAUGUGAACAUGGUUGUAGUUCUAUGCAGCAGGAAGCAGAGCCAGGCUGGAUCUCUAAAAAGACAGAAGGCCUGUUUCCUACUGGGUUGGUCUAAAGAACUUGCUAAGAAUUCAUCUCUCAACACCCCACACAGGAACUGGGUAGUUGCAAAGCAGCUUCUUGAUGGCUCUUGCAUUCCCUAGCCUGCUGCCUGUCUAUAUUAGGUGAAAAUGGAAGGCACGUUAACUCCUGAGGUGGUGGGAGCUGUCUGCUGUAUCUACUGUUCCUCUUCGUACCAGAUGGAGGAGUCAGGAACAUGGCAAAUCAGUGCUACCCACACGGGGCUAAACAUCUCCUGCCCCUUCCCCCCAUUAUUUAAGACCUGAAUUAUUAUUUUUCCUCCUGAAUGUUAGAAAGGGCUGGAUCCCAGUUAACUCAGUGGUAUUGCUGGCUGCUUUCCUUGGAUGGUGAAAACUUGACUCCAGGCCAUGUGACUUCAGGCAACUGUUAAUCUCUGGCCUGAGCUACCCUUGUGGUUAGCAACCUGGGAUGUAUGCCAAAUUGUCUGUCUUUUAGAGCCAGCUGGCAUGCACUGAUGCUUGUAUCCAUAUUACCUGCUGUGGUUGUGUGACUUGUGUCUCUCCAUGGGCAGUUCAAUAGGCCAAAGCUGGGUGUGGGAUAUUGAAUGUCCUUGUGGCAGUACAUACCUUAAGAAUAGGGAUUCUUACCAGCCGACUUUUUUUGCUCUUUGGAGCCCAAGGUUAUAGCUGAAAAGAGUCCCCAUCCACACCCUGAUUGGCACAUACAAUUGUAUCGUCAUGUUCAUGCAAAAGAAGAGGAGCAUAACUGGGCAUUUUGGAAUGUAAUGAUUUUGCAGUGGGUUUUCAUCCUUUGGAUCUGUUGUUUGAAGACAUCCUAGCUGCCCCCCUCUCCCCCCAGCAGCUUCUCUCUUACCAGCCAUUGUCUCUAGGAUGCUUUUUUCUCAUCCCCUUCCCCCAAAUGCUGUGGGUAACUUUCAGAUUGCUGAGCAGUGAGUUAUAUAGAUUUCCCUUGAGUUCACUGUUUACACUUAAAUAUCCUCCCUACUUUUAUAAUGGUGUUGUGUUCACAGUGCAGCAUUGGUCUUGACACCAUUCAACCAAGCUUAACACCAGAAAAGUAGUGUGGUUCUUAAAUAGCUGGUUUGCCCUUUACCAGUUCUGGCUUCCUGCUGUUAUAUUCAUGGUGACCAUCAGGUGGCAAUCAUGUCCUUCCCUAUUCCAUUGCUGUUGCUGAGAGUAUUUUCUCUAUUCCAUCUCCCUUUUGCUCAGCCUCUUGCUUAGGGUUUGUUUUAUUGAUUAUUUCUAAGCAAAUGGUAAAGUGGAUGGCAAGGAACAUCAGGCUUUCCCUCUAGGCAUUCUAUUGACAUUCAGCUUCCUUACGAGGAUCCUUAGCAAACUCUGUUGGGUCCAGUUAACCACUGAACCCUGUUGCCUGGGGGAGAGGUAAGAAGCGUUUUUUCUCCUUCGCUGCCAGUUAAGUACAGAUAAGGAAAAGCUCUUGCGAAGACUGGUGUGUGCUGGCCCUGUGGGAGACAGCACUGCAGAUGAGCAGAAGUGCCCUUUGAAAGCAGCCUCUGGAGCAACCAAAAUUGCUGACCUCUGAUUUCUGGAUGGGUGCUUCUGUGGCUGAAGCCAGGUGGAGUUUGGGCUGCUGUCCUGCCUCCAUGAAACAGCUGAACUCUCCACUUUGCCUGCGUGAACAGAACAUUUCUCUCUCUCAGACUGAACCGCCAGAGGCAAAAGGAGGUGCAGUCCAGGCGGUAAUAAUAAAGUGUUUCUAACACAGUCA
Messenger RNA from Heteronotia binoei (common prickly gecko), 3109 nucleotides. It is a transcript of the gene CHMP6, whose product is annotated as charged multivesicular body protein 6. The transcript has 8 exons. The record is from RefSeq and is a predicted model, not a curated record. Lineage: Eukaryota; Metazoa; Chordata; Lepidosauria; Squamata; Gekkonidae. Gene Ontology annotation, biological process: vesicle budding from membrane; late endosome to vacuole transport via multivesicular body sorting pathway. Gene Ontology annotation, cellular component: multivesicular body; ESCRT III complex. Bases 104 to 706 code for a protein of 200 amino acids.